Messenger RNA from Colletotrichum karsti, 2652 nucleotides. RefSeq lists its product as uncharacterized. NCBI's taxonomy places the organism in Eukaryota, Fungi, Ascomycota, Sordariomycetes, Glomerellales, Glomerellaceae. The transcript has 4 exons. The record is from RefSeq and is a predicted model, not a curated record. Bases 1 to 2652 code for a protein of 883 amino acids.
AUGUCUCCUCGAAAGCGCCAGAGAACGAAUCCAUCUCAGCCAAGUUCAUCCAGUCCACCGGCGGCAAUCGCCCCUGCGACAGCAACAUCGGCUACGUCACAGGUCACGGCCGUCUCAGAACCCGCCCACCGUCCGGCGCGAGAGAUGCCUCUGAUGAGGGACAGGAGCGGCAGCGAAACCAAGAACACCACACUGAAUCCUCCGCAACCGCAGAAACAGGUCCGCAAAUCUAGGAGUUGGUACGGCUCCUGGCCACGCAAAUCGGCCGCGUCGACGCAGCUUGCACGUGAAACCAUAUUCGGAGGCACUCUCAAACCAUCGAGCACUCCCGACUUUCGACGAUUCGAUACGAAAAAGAGCAUCGACACGGCGAGUUUCGAGGGGCCGGCUGACUCGUCGGCGUCAUUACCCCAGAUUCCAGAAAGUGCUGCGACAGAGGAAGAGGCAACAACAAGCAAAACAGACAGCGAUACGGCGAAAGCGCAGGUUGAGAUUGCGGAAGCGAGCAAGCUGGAUGAGGAGCAGCCAGCGAAGACGGCCGACAGUGAUACAACAAAGCCUGCAGAGGCGGAAAACGAUCAGCAGCGACCCGUAACAGCAUCGAGCUGGUUUGGCUGGCUGGGACGCGCGCCAGCGACAGAAAUACAGGUGACAGCACCAGUCGAGGAGCCACCUAAAGAGGAAGAACCCCCGAAGGAACCCGAAGUUCAGGAGCCGGACCCCACCGAACCACCAGCCUCCGAGGUCCCAGAACAACCCGCAGUGACUUCACCGGCACCGGCGACAUCGUGGUUUGGGUUUUGGUAUUCCAACACUCCUGUACCAGAGGCGCCAGCGGCGACUGAUGAUACAAAACCCCCAGAACUCACCACCGCAGAGCCACCCACAAAGGAACCAGAAGACGUUGUGAUGGAGGACGCUCCGCCACCAAAACCAGAUGCUCCCAAGCAGGAUACACAGAAACCACCGACCGCCGGAUCAACCUGGGCAUUCUGGUCUAGAGAUACGCGCUCGAACACCGAUGGAGCAAAGAAUGAGAAUGCAAACUCUCAAUCAGAAUCGGGAGAGCUUGCGGUGAUGGGACAAGGUUCAGAGGCCCAUCCGGAGAGGACAAGCGUGGACCAAGCUCAGCGAGAUGUCGAUGUAAAGGAUGGCAAAGAUGGCAAGGAUGCCAAGUCAGCAAAAGAUGUGAAACCUGCAAAGACCACCAAGUCGGGAAUUGCAUCUGCGCCGCCGACGUUCGGGAGGAGAACUAAGAGAGUGCGCCCUCAGUCGAUGGAGAUCGACAUCCAGUCGAGGCCAGAAACGCCUACACGUCCCGAGUCAGUGGCAUCCUCGAGAGCCUCGAUCACGGAACAGACGCCAAAGGAACCGCCUUUGAAGCCAGGAACGCCAAAGAGCACGGCACAAGAGACGCCUUCAAAAUCAUCGCCACCAAACCUGCUCCUCCCAUCAUUCGCAAGUACAUAUCGCAUGAAAGACAACCCAUCCAUCAUCAAACAACUCACCUCACUCCUUCUGAGAAAUCAACAACCUUCGGCGAACCACGUUUAUAGAGUAAAAGAAACGCCGAGGAUCAAGAAAGCGCUCGCCAUUGGAGUCCACGGUUUAUUCCCGGCAAGUUACCUUCGACCCAUGGUGGGACAGCCGACGGGAACUUCACUUCGGUUUGCAAGCCUAUGCGCCGAAGCCAUUGGUCGUUGGGCAGACGCCCACGGCUGUUCAGACUGUGAAAUCGAGAAAAUCGCUUUAGAGGGGGAGGGCAAGAUCGCGGACAGGGUGGACAACCUAUGGAAGCUCCUUCUUAACUGGAUCGAGCAGAUCCGCAACGCAGAUCUGAUCAUACUGGCAUGCCACUCACAGGGCGUGCCUGUCGGCGUGAUGCUUCUGGCGAAGCUCAUCGACCUGGGCAUUAUCACCAAUGCGAAGAUUGGCGUCUGCGCCAUGGCCGGAGUCUCGCUGGGCCCAUUCCCAGACUACAAGUCUAGCAUGGGGAUUCUCAUGGGUUCCGCGAAUGAACUCUGGGAAUUCUCCAACCCGGACAGUGAAGUCUCCAAGAGAUACGAGAACGCACUCAAGGACGUUCUCAAGUACGGAGUCAGAAUCACCUACAUUGGCAGCAUCGACGACCAGCUUGUCCCAAUGGAAUCCGCAAUCUACUCCCCCGCCUCUCACCCCUACAUCUACCGCGCCGUCUUCAUCGACGGCCGCAUUCACGCCCCGGAUUUCAUCGCCCACCUGGUAGGCUUCGCCCUCAAGCUCCGCAACCUGGGCGUCUCCGACCACGGCCUCGUCCGCGAGCUCUCCACCCCCCUCGCCGGAAGCCUUUACUCGGGCGAGGGCCACUCCCGCCUCUACUACGACGACCAGGUCUACGACCUCGCCCUCACCCACGCCCUCGAGACCGCGGACGUCAGGCCCAACGUCCCCGCCACCGUCUCCCACCGCCGCGACGCUGGCUCUUCCCUCGCCAGCCCGAACCCCUACCACCUCCCCUGGAUCAUGCGCGGCCUCCUCGAGGAGGACUUCGUCCGCACGGAGCUCUCCGCCGAGACCGAGGAACUCCUACGCCAGUUCGACGACUGGAAGCCCGUCACCAAGGCCCUCAAGGACGUCAAGUACCGCCUCGAGGCCAUCCGCUCAAAGCUCUGA